UGUAGAAUCUGAAGAACAUCUCGCCGCAUGAAGUCGACAGAAAGGACGAACAAGUGGCUCCCAGUGUGUCCCUGCUCUCCCACCAGCCGCACAUUUCAGCUCCGGCACCACUGACAGCAUCAGAGGAGGCGACGUGACUCCGGCAGGUUCCCAGGACCAUCCGAGACAGGGUGUUUCGUGUGUGCUUAUCAUCACCACUGCAUGUGACAGCCGGACGGCGGGUCUACGGUCACAUAGCUUCUUGGCUCCUUCAUCCAACAUUUACGCGCUUUUAAGGUCGGGAGGAGAAUGUUGACACAUGUUCUGGCACGUUUCUUUCAUUUUAUGACAUUAUAGCCUGCUGUACUCUGCCACUUGUUUUUGUUAAUUCACAUUUGGAGAUAAACCAAAGAUUUGACGCACAGAUGUUCUUCUUUAUUCGUGCGUAAAAGCCGCGCCGCCCGUGACGCGUUGUGCGUUUCGUCAAUGAGAGCUGGGUAAGUUUUCAGAAGCACUGAUGAGCUCUUGUCGGACGGAGACUUUGGCAUCUGAAGGAACCUGUUGGAUUAUAAAAAAUACAAUCUGUUACUUUUAAAGACCACAAGUCUUGAGAGUCCGCUGUCUCUGAUUCUGGUGCGUCUUCAGCUGGAUUUUUGCGCCUUUGUGAUCCUGCAGAUUCAAACCUUCCUGUGGGGAUUACAUGGUAGAAACAAUGUUUUUGUGCAACACGAGUGCCAUAAAGGACUGGAGCUAUUUUCUGUCGCAGAUACUGCCCCUGAUGAAUAAAACUACAGGCUUGGUAAACAUGGACAAAGCGGAAGAUGUGACGACCACCAUGGUGACGGCUCUGCAGCCGGACAGCGCCAUGAGCGCGAGUAAGCCGCCUCUCAACUCCAACCAUACCUCGGGCAUGGAGCACGUCUUUCAGUACUCUUAUUCGGAGAGUGACCUGCUGUACACGGACUACCGGACCCCUGCGCGAGACUCCAUCCCGCUGCCCAAAGCGGUUCUCUACCUGGUCAUGGCAGCGCUGGUGGUGGUGGCGGUGGCGUAUGCGAUAGUAGGACACCUGGUCAAAGAUGUGGUUAAUGACUUUGUCGGUGGAGGCAGGUCGAUGGUUGCUGAAGGUGACGGAGGUGAAACCAGUGAACCAGGGUGGGUGUUAGGCUCUCGUCGCAACAAGACGGAGAUAAACUGCAUCACCAACAACAUGAACGAGAUGAGCGAGCUGGGCGAGAGGCCCCGGCUGGUGGAAAUGAGCUACAUAUCCAUGAACCACACUAACUGCCUGAGCUCCAGCAGGCCGGAGGAGAUAGUGGUCACCAUAGAUGAGACGCUGCAGCAGCAGCGACCUCCGGACACUCACUCUGGGACUUAACUGCGACCUCCUGACCUUCCCUGAGAGAAAUAAAGCAGCGUAUUUGCUUGCAUUUCUUGUUCAAGUGGAUUUAAAAGUCUUUCAUGAAUCAAAGCUCUAUCCACUGUUUUAUCACCUGCAGGUGGGCUGUUAACACCUGUGCAAUGUUGGGCCAGAAGGGACUUUGAACUGUCGACCCGGGCUGGAACAUUGGAGGCUUCAGAUGCUGAUGUUUGUAUCAGAUUGGACUCCUUUCUGCAGAGAUGGCUUGAGAGGACGGCUGCAGUUUUAUUUUUUUGGACAGGCAGCUGAGAAAAAGGUGUUUUUUUUGUUAUUGUACUUCCCCCUUUUUCAAGUGACCCCCUUGUGAAAAUACCGCUCUGUUAAUGUAGACACUUGCAGUUCACUGUAACCACAAACAGUAUGUAACCACUCUAAAUACAUGAUACACGCCGGGCAGUGCUUAUUGUAAUAUUGCUGCUAGCAAGGUUAAACACAAAACAAUUACGUCAACAUUUUUUAUUAAUUGUGUGACACUUAAAGUUUUUUGUAAUUAUUGUAAAGUUUAUAUCAAGCAGCUCAACUGACACAGGGAGGCUCCAAAUGUUAACACCUGCUUCUUUCUUCUGUAAUAAUGCUGUAAUUACUGGUUGCAAAAAAAGUUCACUACACAGUGAUAAAAAGUAUUUUGUAGUAGUCAUGUUAUUAGCUUGAUGUGAACAAGUGCUAAGUCACCUUUAAGAGCUCUGGUUGCACCUGAUUGCAAAAAAUAUUAAAUAUAAAAGUUUCAAAGCCAUUGCUGUUAUGUUAAAAAAAACAGAGUCAAACAGAGUGACUGUCAUGCUUUAUGAUUUCUUGGUAUUCUUGGCAUCACCUUUGAAGCAAAAAGUGUUCAUGGCUUGUUCCUUUUUCUAAUGUUUAAUAUUUCGUGUGACAUGGCGUUUGUCAGAGCCUUUGUUUACCUGUAUUACCUCACUGUUAAGGGCUACGUACUGCUGCUGAUGAGUCUGGGACACCAUCUCAAAGCUUCAACCGACGGGGCUUAUUUUUCUGUGCAUGCUGGGAUGCAUGCAUUUUACUCUGCACACACACCUACUGUACACUGUGUUUUUGGGAAGAUAUCUACUGAAGUUACUGACGUUUUUGACUAUUUCAAUGUAUGAAUAAACAUUUUUUACACACUUGCACAUAUUUGGGGCAAACUAGAGUAAAGCGGGACUUGACUUCAGAUGGUAGGGUUCCGAUUUUAAGGGCAAUAUAAUAAAAAUGGUGUUGUAACUGUGCAGCAGUGAUCAUUUCCCAGACAUUAAAUGUAACGGUUCAAAAUCUGAACCUGCAAAAAAGCUCAUUUUUUUCCCACCGCCUUGAUGCCGUCAAUAACUGUAUUCUUUCAAGUCAUCUA
Messenger RNA from Dicentrarchus labrax (European seabass), 2738 nucleotides. RefSeq lists its product as uncharacterized. The transcript is spliced from 3 exons. The record is from RefSeq and is a predicted model, not a curated record. Bases 680 to 1357 code for a protein of 225 amino acids. Lineage: Eukaryota; Metazoa; Chordata; Actinopteri; Moronidae.